Hyaloscypha bicolor E is the source of this 790-nucleotide messenger RNA. RefSeq lists its product as uncharacterized. The record is from RefSeq and is a predicted model, not a curated record. NCBI's taxonomy places the organism in Eukaryota, Fungi, Ascomycota, Leotiomycetes, Helotiales, Hyaloscyphaceae. The coding region runs from base 188 to 664 and encodes 158 amino acids. The transcript is spliced from 2 exons.
ACGUAUUUUUUCCCCAUUCGACAGUUUGGACCCGGAAUACGUCUUGGAUUUCUCUAAUUAGAGAAGCCUCUGCCUUCUGGCUUUCAGAAUAAUCUAUUUCAAAGGUUAGCAGAGCUCUGUAAAGCUUCAAUGGUCACUAAUCCCGCAUGAUCCUGCGGAUGAUAUCGGUCGAGACAUAAUUCCUGGCAUGUCAGGAACCAUGUCCCAGAUGCGAGUGAUCGUACAUGGUCGGUCCGCAAGCAUAACACGAGACCUUGCCCUCCUCCUUGGGCACAAAAGGCACUGGCGGCCAGACUUGAGUGAGUUGGUGGACCUUCAAUUGCUCCAUUGCUGCGUUUGUCUUUGCGCUGAACAUCCGAAACUUGCUGCUACAGCCUUUGAGUCACAUGCUAAAAGGAAUCUUCCUGGUGAUGGGGAGGCCAAAAUGAAGACGCACCUCUCCAUCCGUACCGCAGUCACGGAAGCGAUAAAAGUGAACAAGACCUUCGGCAGAGUAGACGAGAUGCUGCCGCCGUAUUUGGAUUCUUUGUAUAAGGAAUCUAUAGACGGAGAAGAUUAUACCAUCUUCGGACGUCACGAAGUACUUGGAGGACCAAUCCAUAGGAGAUGCGUUGAAUGUCACGAGACCGGAUGUCAUGAUACGACUGGUUCACCGUAUUCUUAAUUUUCACCUCAUGUUGUCAUCCAGACUCAUUCAUUACCUAGUUCAUAACUCCGGAUACCCACUACCCUAAGGACAACCCCUCUCAUAAAUCCAGAAAUCACUACAUACCUGCCCAGCUCCAGUUGU